Molecule: messenger RNA, 1368 nt
Organism: Anopheles merus
Lineage: Eukaryota; Metazoa; Arthropoda; Insecta; Diptera; Culicidae
Gene: HSPBAP1
Product: HSPB1-associated protein 1 homolog
Exons: 4
Coding region: 103-1284 (393 amino acids)
Molecular function (GO): 2-oxoglutarate-dependent dioxygenase activity
Source: RefSeq, a predicted model, not a curated record
UAGUAGGCUACUACAAUUCUUCGGCAGUGCGUCGUCAAAGUGAAAAUUUUGGUCUCCAACCUUCUGACAGCAAACGAGUGCAGAACCGACAGCAACCACAGUAUGGAUCCUGCAAAGUUAAAACACAUCAUUCUGAAUGUACGCCACCCGUAUGUGGUGCGCAAUAUAGAUCCCGAUUGGGCCUGCUUUCGGCAAUCCUUCGCCGAGUGGUGUGAAGCAUUCGACCUGGCGCAUCCAGAUUCCGUCCCGUUCGAGGGAUGUCCAGUGAAAGGCGGUAACCACCCACAGUGGGAGUGGGAGCGAACGAAGGUGAAGAUGAAGAUGCGCGACAUUUGCACACGCACUGAUACGCGCUGGAAUUCGUUCAGCUAUCGCAACAUCGCACUGCUGCCAGAACCGUGCCGCAGAGGAAUCAAUUUUGCGUGUUUUGGUUUUCCAGAGGUUGAGCAGGAUGUUACAUUCUGGAUUGGAUCGGCACAAGCCCACACGCCCUGCCACUACGAUACGUACGGCUGCAACGUAGUGGUGCAGGUGUUUGGCCGCAAGUCCUGGAUUCUGCUGCCACCGGACGCAAAGUUAACGCCGGUGCGCGUGCCCUUCGAGGAGUCCAGCGUGUACUGUGAGGAAAACUUCUACAGUCCGGCCUCUUACGGCCCGUUUACUGCGGUGGAGGACAAGGUGUACCAUGUGGUGCUGGAGCCAGGAAUGGCACUGAUUGUGCCGCCGAAAUGGUGGAACUAUGUGGAAACGCUCGAACCUGCCCUCAACUUCAACACCUGGCUGGGUUUGGAGACAGAUGUGGAUUCUCUAAUCUCGGAAUGCAUAACGAAACUGUUGCUUCAGGAUUUGUGCAGUGAUGUCCCGGAAAAGGUGACCAGCCGUCUCAUCAAUCCCAAUGAGGAUUUACCAACAACAGAGGAAAGCGUGAGUGAAUCGUAUCAAAUCUUAAACUAUCUGCUAAACCAAAGAAGAAAAAACAAACACCAGUCUCCAAAUUUGAAGCGUUAUCCUUGCGAGUACCUACCUAUCGAAACCUUUGGCCAAUUGGUUGACGAAUGCAAGCCAUUUAUCAAACCGGUUGAGCUGCUGGAUCGAUGUGAUUUCAACAACCUUAUUAACCGCAAUCGCGCUCGAAACGAUCCUUCUUAUAAGGAUAAAAUCAGCGACGAACUAACUGUUGAUGAACUGGAGCGAAUAGCUAGAUUGCGGAAAAUGGUAAACGUGUGUUGCAAACCGGAUGUGGUAAAACUUAUAGAGCGCGUUUUGUUGGAUGAAUCUAGCUAAUGACUGGACAAACCGAUCGGAACGCUUAGUUUUGGGAUAAUAUAGACUAAUGUUUGUUUUAAUAAAAAAAGCAAACAGCUCGUG